This is a messenger RNA of Cynara cardunculus var. scolymus (artichoke), 2037 nucleotides long. Its product is annotated as probable glycosyltransferase At5g03795. Lineage: Eukaryota; Viridiplantae; Streptophyta; Magnoliopsida; Asterales; Asteraceae. Bases 1 to 1629 code for a protein of 542 amino acids. The record is from RefSeq and is a predicted model, not a curated record. The transcript has 4 exons. Gene Ontology annotation, molecular function: glycosyltransferase activity.
AUGGGUUCUUGGAGGAAUUCAAGCACAUCAUCUACAAAGCUUUUAUGGUCGAUUUUGCCGUUCAUGGCGGUCGGUGUUUUUAUUGCGGUGACGAAAUCCAAUUGGGUUGAUGGGUCAAGGUAUUACCCGUGGGUUCGGAGCUCCGUGAUUACUUAUUCUCCUUCUUCUUCUGUAAUCAAAGAUAAUUUAGCGGUGGCAGCAGAAGGUCCUGUUUCAUUGGGGCUGAGGUCAACGGCGGUGGAUGGUGGUGGCGAGGUGGCUGAAGGGCCGUCGGAAGAUUAUGUGUUUAACCAGACUUCUAAUUCUUCUUAUCCACCACUGGCUAUGGAAGAUGAUUUGGAUGUUGAGUUGCCUCCUAUUGCCAAGGAAGAUGAUUUAAACGUGACUUUUACUGGACCAGACCUUUUUGUUUCUACAAAUCAAACUGUUGGAUUUUCUGUUGAUACACGAAUCAACAGAAAAUACACCAGUUUGGAUAAACUUGAAGCGCGUCUUGGACGGGUUCGGGCUGUGAUUAAAGAAGCCGAAUCCGGAAAUCAAACUCAUGAUGCCGAUUACGUCCCAUAUGGUCCAAUGUAUUGGAAUGCCGCCGCUUUUCACCGGAGUUAUUUGGAGAUGGAGAAGCAAUUUAAGGUUUUUGUGUAUGAAGAAGGAGAACCUCCAAUAUUUCAUAAUGGUCCUUGCAAGAACAUAUAUGCGAUGGAAGGUAAUUUUAUUUACCAUAUGGAAACCACCAAAUUUCGAACGAAAACCCCCGAAAAAGCGCACGUGUUUUUCCUCCCGAUGAGUGCUGCGAUGAUGGUUCGGUUUAUCUUCGAGCGUGAUCCUAAUGUCGAUCAUUGGCGUCCGAUGAAGCAAACAGUUAAGGACUAUGUUGAUCUUGUGGCCGGCAAGUACCCUUUUUGGAACCGAAGCUUGGGAGCCGAUCACUUCACUGUCGCUUGCCACGAUUGGGGUCCGGAAUUAUCAAAAGCGGUUCCGUACCUAUUCAAGAACUCUAUCCGAGCUCUAUGCAAUGCGAAUACCUCAGAAGGGUUUAAUCCCUCGAAAGACGUUUCAAUCCCGGAAAUCUUACUUCCAGACGGAACGACACGAGGGAUAUUGAACGGGCCCUCCCCAAGGAACCGGCCCGUUCUAGCGUUCUUCGCUGGUGGGGUCCAUGGUCCAAUCAGGCCGAUACUUCUAGAGCACUGGCAAGACAAGGACCCCGACGUGCAAGUCCACAAAUACCUUCCGAAGGGCGUUUCAUACAUGGGUAUGAUUAGACAAAGCAAAUAUUGCAUUUCCCCGAGCGGGUAUGAAGUCGCGAGCCCACGAAUGGUGGAAGCGCUUUAUACCGGUUGUGUGCCGGUGCUCAUCAAAGACCAUUAUGUGGCCCCGUUUAGCGACGUCCUAAAUUGGAAAUCUUUUGCGGUUAUACUCGCGGUUGAGGAUAUCCCGAACCUUAAAAACAUCUUAACUAAAAUAUCCACGAGACAAUAUCUAAGAAUGCAACGGAGGGGGAAACAAGUCCGAAGACAUUUCGAGGUCAAUUUUCCUCCGAAAAGGUACGAUGUUUUUCAUAUGAUACUUCAUUCGGUUUGGCUUCGAAGAUUAAACAUUCAAAUUCAAGGGGUUUCUGAUUCUUGACGGGUACGAUAAAAUGGAACCUGCGAGACUUGAUUUUGGUUGUUCUUUUAUUUGGGCCAAAUGGUGCAUAGUAGGAAACUGGAGGGGGUAUUUUGUAACUUUAUAUAAUGAAAAAACGGGUCGGGUUUUUUGUAGUGUUUUUUUAAAAAAAUAUUCAUUGUUAAAAAAUAGGCUGUUUGUUUCUUGCAAGUGUUGUAAAUGACCCGCCCGUAUUUGUUGGGUCGGGUUCAAGAUUAGUGACUUGUUGGAUGUCUGGGGUAAAUAGACCGUUAAUGGCAUGGUAAAAUCAGGGAUGGAUCACACGGUGGCACGUGUCAUCGUAUUAUUUUUUCGUGGAAAAGUAAAAAAAAUUAGGUUCGUGAAAGGUGUAAUUGUGUUAAUUUGUUUUGUGCUACCGUAUUUUGAAAC